AUCAUGAAUUUCUAAAUGAGACAACAUAUUAUUAAAAUGUCUUCAAAAUUCACUGUAACAUUUAGAAAUAUGAAAUAUACAGUUUUUAGUAUAUUUUUGUUCAGUUUGAUAUUUUCAUUAAAUUGUAAAAGUGAAAAUAUUGAAAAAGAAAAUACUGAUAAUAAUCCAUAUGAAUUUCAUAUUGGUGGAGUCUUAAGUAGUAACACAAGCGAAGAUUAUUUCAAACUAACAAUUGAACAUCUGAACUUCAACACUCCAUUUAUGAAACCUGGCAACACAUUUUACGCUCAUUCUAUAAAAAUGGAUCCAAAUCCAAUUAAAACGGCUCUUAAUGUUUGCAAACAACUUAUUGUGCGAAGAGUAUAUGCUGUAAUUGUAUCUCAUCCGCAAAUUGGGGAUUUGUCUCCAGCCGCUGUAUCUUACACUAGUGGUUUCUAUCAUAUACCUGUGAUCGGUAUUUCAUCCAGAGAUUCAGCUUUUUCUGAUAAAAAUAUUCACGUAUCCUUUCUACGUACUGUUCCGCCAUAUUCACAUCAAGCUGAAGUAUGGGUUGAAUUACUCAAAUAUUUCAACUACUUAAAGGUCAUAUUUAUUCACAGUUCAGACACUGAUGGUAGAGCAUUUGUGGGCAGAUUCCAAACUACUUCUCAAAAUCAGGGAGAGGAUAUCGAAAAAAAAGUCCAGGUGGAAGCAGUAAUUGAGUUUGAACCGGGUUUAUUUCAUUUCAACAACCAGUUGAACGAAAUGAAGAAUGCACAAGCAAGAGUGUACCUGAUGUACGGGAGCAAAAUAGAUGCCGAAGUGAUUUUCAGGGACGCAGCUCAUCGUAACAUGACCGAGGCAGGAUAUGUGUGGAUUGUAACGGAACAAGCUUUAGACGCUACAAAUGUACCAGAAGGGACAAUUGGGUUGAAAUUAGUUAAUGCCUCAAACGAAUUAGCUCAUAUAUACGAUAGCAUAUAUAUAUUAGCUUCAGCUAUUACAGAUAUGAACCGCACUAAAACAAUAACAACACCGCCAGCUGAUUGUGAUAAUUCUGGGGCUAUUUGGGAUACGGGAAAAACUCUAUUUGAAUAUAUAAAGAAACAAGUUUAUAAAGAUGGACACACGGGUAAAGUAGCGUUCGAUAAUAACGGUGAUCGAAUAUACGCUGAAUAUGAUAUAGUCAAUGUUAAGCAAGUGACAAAGAAAGAUGCUAUUGGAAAAUAUUAUUUUGACAAUGAUCUUAAUAAAAUGAAACUAAGACUCAACGAAUCAAACAUUAUAUGGCCAGGGCAAUUGAAGAAGAAACCUGAAGGGUUUAUGAUCCCGACUCAUUUAAAAGUUUUAACAAUUGAAGAAAAGCCAUUUGUUUAUAAAAGACCUUUAAAAAAGGAUGACGGGAAUAGUUGCAAGUCAGAUGAAAUUAUGUGUCCAUUAUAUAAUACUUCAGCUAAAGAACCAGAGAUUUUUUGCUGUAAAGGAUAUUGUAUUGAUUUACUUGUAGAGCUAUCGAAAACCAUUAAUUUUACUUAUAGUUUAUCAUUAUCGCCAGAUGGACAGUUUGGAAAUUAUGAGAUAAGAAAUAAAUCAGGUGGCGGAAAAAAAGAGUGGAAUGGAUUAAUCGGAGAAUUAGUGUUUGAAAGAGCAGACAUGAUAUUAGCUCCUCUUACUAUCAACCCAGAAAGAGCAGAAUUCAUAGAGUUCAGUAAACCAUUCAAGUACCAAGGCAUUACAAUUUUGGAGAAAAAGCCAUCACGGUCUUCAACUCUCGUAUCAUUUUUGCAACCGUUCAGUCACACGCUUUGGGUGCUUGUUAUGGGUUCUGUACAUGUAGUCGCACUUGUUUUGUACUUACUCGAUAGAUUUUCUCCUUUUGCUAGAUUCAAGUUAAUUAACGCUGAUGGUACAGAAGAAGAUGCUCUAAAUUUAUCAAGCGCUACAUGGUUUGCAUGGGGAGUAUUGUUAAACAGUGGUAUUGGAGAAGGCACGCCUAGGAGUUUUUCAGCCAGAGUACUCGGAAUGGUGUGGGCCGGAUUCGCCAUGAUAAUCGUUGCAUCGUACACUGCUAACUUGGCUGCUUUUCUCGUGCUCGAAAGACCUAAAACUAAACUAUCGGGAAUAAAUGACGCUAGGCUUCGGAGUACAAUGGAGAAUUUAACUUGUGCCACAGUUAAAGGAUCAGCAGUCGAUAUGUAUUUUAGACGACAAGUUGAACUAUCCAAUAUGUAUAGAACAAUGGAAGCCAAUAAUUAUGAGACUGCCGAACAAGCAAUUCUAGAUGUCAAGAAUGACAAACUUAUGGCUUUUAUAUGGGAUAGCAGUCGCUUGGAAUUUGAGGCAGCUCAAGAUUGUCAAUUAGUCACUGCUGGUGAAUUAUUUGGACGAUCUGGAUAUGGGGUUGGUCUACAAAAAGGAUCUCCCUGGGCAGAAUCGGUUACAUUAUCGAUUUUAGAUUUCCACGAAAGUGGUAUUAUGGAAGAAUUGGAUGAUAAAUGGAUAUUUCAAGGGAGAGUGGAACAAUGUGAAGAUCAAGAAAAAACACCAAAUACAUUAGGAUUGAAAAAUAUGGCUGGCGUUUUUAUACUUGUUGCUGUGGGUAUAGUGGUUGGGAUGGUUUUAAUUGUUAUCGAGAUCGGCUACAAAAAACAUCAUGUACGUAAACAAAAUCGAUUGCAAUUGGCUCGAAAUUACGGACAAACGUGGAGGGCUAUUGUUCAAAAACGAAAAAUGAUGAGAAUGCAAGGUCGAGGUAGUGGAGUUGGUGCACUUAGCUUGUCUGUUGAAGCGUUGCCUAGAAGCGUCUUAAACAUACAAAGUCCAAUUCGAUCAAUUGAAACUUUACCAAGAACUUGUCGCAAUUCACCAAGUCCCACACGAGCUUGGUCAGGCCGACAGAUGGUACAUAGAAAGAGUGAUGAUAUUCCGCUCAGGUCACCAGUAGGAGGUCCUCCACAAUUACACUUCCAUAAUAAUUUCAUAUAAUAGUUAUUAAAGUAAUUUUUAGUUAACCAUUAAAUGAUAAAAUAAGUAAAUCUUUUG
Messenger RNA from Sipha flava (yellow sugarcane aphid), 3021 nucleotides. Its product is annotated as glutamate [NMDA] receptor subunit 1-like. The record is from RefSeq and is a predicted model, not a curated record. The coding region runs from base 16 to 2964 and encodes 982 amino acids. The transcript is spliced from 16 exons. Gene Ontology annotation, cellular component: NMDA selective glutamate receptor complex; synapse; neuron projection. Gene Ontology annotation, biological process: monoatomic ion transport; ionotropic glutamate receptor signaling pathway; chemical synaptic transmission. Lineage: Eukaryota; Metazoa; Arthropoda; Insecta; Hemiptera; Aphididae. Gene Ontology annotation, molecular function: NMDA glutamate receptor activity.